AUGACCCUCUCCUGGCCUCGGGAGCCGGGCAGAGCUGGAAGGGAAGCGACCAGAGGGACGGAUCCUCAGGGGAAACCCAGCCUGUCCCCCUCUCGCCGCAGGACCCUCUCCUCUCCGCCCCCUUCCAGCCCGCCUCCCGUCUCACCCGGGGUCACUUCAGCUGGUCACUCACCUCCCGCACCCCGCUACCUCCGCCACCCACGCCUGCCCCCGCCGCCGCCAAGCAGCGUGGAAGAGCGGGGAGCGGCUCCCCGUUUCCCCGAGGUCUCCGAAGCGGAGACCCCGCUCCACGGGGGCCCCCCACGUGUAUCAAUGGGCUGCACUGAAGUCCCUCCGCCCAAAUCACCAGCCGGGCUCCGGGCUGCUUUUCCACGGGAGGGAAACGGCUCGUCCCCUCGGUUCCCCCAGGCUCCGUGA
Molecule: messenger RNA, 417 nt
Organism: Grus americana (Whooping crane)
Lineage: Eukaryota; Metazoa; Chordata; Aves; Gruiformes; Gruidae
Product: basic proline-rich protein-like
Exons: 1
Coding region: 1-417 (138 amino acids)
Source: RefSeq, a predicted model, not a curated record